Molecule: messenger RNA, 1018 nt
Organism: Oxyura jamaicensis (ruddy duck)
Lineage: Eukaryota; Metazoa; Chordata; Aves; Anseriformes; Anatidae
Product: glutamate--cysteine ligase regulatory subunit-like
Biological process (GO): glutathione biosynthetic process
Cellular component (GO): glutamate-cysteine ligase complex
Molecular function (GO): glutamate-cysteine ligase catalytic subunit binding; enzyme regulator activity
Source: RefSeq, a predicted model, not a curated record
AUGAGUAACCUCAGCUGCCUGCCCCUAGUCACCCUCAACCUGCAGACUGGAAACCUGCUCAACUGCAAGAAGUGCCUAGCCACCCCCAGCAAGGAGGUGCAGGACUUCAUUCAGAAAACACUGACUGAAUGGAGCUCAAAGACAGGACAAGAUCUGAAUCAGGAAAUAGUGGAGGUUCCAGAAUGUACUGUAGCUCAAGCUGUAGAAAAAAUGAAUCCUGAAGAAAGGGAUGAGUUGAAAGUAUCAGCAAAACUUUUCAUCAUUGGAUCAAACUCUUCAUCAGUUAGAGAUGAAGUUGACAUGGCAUGUUCAGCCCUUGGGAUUGCUCAGUUAGAUUCAGUCAUUAUUGCCCCACCUCCUAUUGAAGAUGGAACUAGCCUCUCAGUGUAUUUGCAACAUUCUUGGCAAGAACUUGAAAGUCUGGUUCAAAAUAAAAAGAUUACCACCAUAAGUACCUCUGACCUUGAUAAAAUGCUGUUAGAACAGCUGUAUGUGUGGGCACAGGUGAAACCCAGUAGUAAUCAUGUGAAUCAAGCUUCCUGUUGUGUGAUGCCACCUGAUCUUACAGGACUUGCAAAACAGGUUGACAUAAGGUUGCUAAGUAAUAAAGACCCAAAAGAAUUACUUUGUGAAGCAAGGUUCCAAGAAGUUCUUUGGGAAAGCAUCCAGAAUGUCAAAGCACAUAAAUGGAUUCCUUUAUGGAUUCUCCGAUAUUCAGUCAUUGUUAAAAGCAGAGGAAUUAUCAAGUCCAAAGGCUAUAUCAUGCAAGCUAAAAUAAAUGCCUCUUAAAACACUCGUAUCCUUUUUUUUUUUUUCUUUUUUUUUUUUUUUUCCUUCUUUUAAAUGGCCUACUCUUUUAAUUUCUUGGGGAUAGGGGAACUUUGUUUUUUUCCUAGAGAGACUUUUACAAUAUUUAUAACAAAGAACAAAAGCUAUAAUUAUUCAGUGUGAUGUUAGCAGGAGUGUCUGCAGUGCUCUAACACUAUUUUUCUUUCUUAACCUAUUAACCAGUGCAUUA